Penicillium oxalicum is the source of this 1596-nucleotide messenger RNA. RefSeq names its product glycosyltransferase family 31 protein (gene gfsA). Gene Ontology annotation, molecular function: acetylglucosaminyltransferase activity. The transcript has a single exon. The coding region runs from base 1 to 1596 and encodes 531 amino acids. Gene Ontology annotation, cellular component: membrane. The record is from RefSeq and is a predicted model, not a curated record. Lineage: Eukaryota; Fungi; Ascomycota; Eurotiomycetes; Eurotiales; Aspergillaceae.
AUGUCUCUUUUCCGGCUGAAAACGGUUUUUCCCCUGCUCGCGCUGGUCUCGAUCGGAUUCUUCUUCUGGUGCAUGGAACGCUAUGACCGGUCAGCUUUCCUGCGCUUCAAGAGCCCCGUUGAGCAUGUCAAUAUGGGAGGAAGCCAGACGCAACUGGGAACUUCUGCCCCGGGCACCACAGGUUCUGCUCCGUCCGCCAACACUUGCGAGGUCGAUCCCAAACUGGCUGCACCCCUUCCCUUCUCCGAAUGGCUUCCCCGCAAAAACUACACUCGCGCCUAUUUCCGCCCUCGCAUCGUCAGCCCCGACACGGACUUCCACACAAUGGAAGAAGUCACAAAACCAGUUCUCCCUCCCAUGAUUCAGAUGGAGCGUGGUAUGGUGGUCUCUCCCAAUAACGAGCAGGAGGACUUUGUCUGCCCGGAGAUCAUUGACGUGGACGUGGCUGCGGACGACGAUGUGGAAGAGACCUCAAAGCUCCUCUUUGGCCUGGCAACUACUGUGGAUCGCCUGGAUCGCCUUCUUCCCUCGCUUCUGUACACCUACGGCAACACCAAAGCUGGCUUACUGGUCCUGGUCCCCGAGUCUGACGACGAUCUCGAAAAGCAGGAAACCUACUUCCGGAACCGCGGACUGGACCUGACGUUGAAGGCCUCUCCUCUGGAUUUCACGGCGCGGUAUUUCGGUAUGGUCGAGGCUUUCUCGGAGCACAUUCGCAAACACCGCCCUCACACGACCUGGGUCGGAUUCAGCGACGACGACACCUUCUUCUUCUCUCUGCCCACGGUGGCCAAGGAGUUGAGGCUCUUUGACGAGAAAAAGAAGCACUACAUUGGCUCCUUGUCCGAGGCGAGCUGGCAAGUGGACACCUUCGGCCACAUUGCCUUUGGUGGCGCUGGUGUCCUCGUCUCCAAACCGCUGUUGGACGUGCUCUACGACAAGUAUGAUGAGUGUCAAUCUUGGGGGGAGCAACCGGGUGACCAGAAGCUUGGCCAAUGUAUCCAGCGCUUCGGCGAUACACAUCUCACACUGUGGCCGUCACUCUUUCAAAUGGACAUGACUGAUCCGGUAGAUGGUGUCUACGAAUCUGGUCGGCGAAUCGAGACCAUGCACCACUGGAAUUCCUGGUACACAAAGGAUGUGGUGAAAAUGACCGCCGUCGCCGCUGCUGCUGGGCGAAAGUCGGUGCUACGCCGUUGGAUCUUUGAUCAGAAGGAGACCGUCAACAAAGAGACUGGAGAGUCAAUCCGUACCUUCUGGGUGAUGACCAACGGCUACUCUUUGGUCAAGUACACCUACGGUCCGAACGUGGCAGAUGACGCGAUCAAUUUCGAUGCAAUGGAGAAGACCUGGCCCGAGGAUCCUCGAGGAUUCGAAAGUCGACUGGGUCCUCUUCGUCCCGCCGAGGAUGAAGGCAUUUCUAAGGACCGUUGGCUGCUCCACGAUGCCUUUGUGGUCGGUGAUAAUGUUCAUCAAUUCUACGUCCGGGAGGAGGAUGAAGGCCACAGCUUAAUCGAGAUUGUCUGGCUGGGGCCCAAAGGCGGCGGUGGUGGCGGUCUCUCCGAUCAUUACAUUCGUGGUACCUACCAGCAAUAA